CCACGCAGCAAAACAACAUCACUUAAAUCCAGAUAUAACAAGGAUGUACCGAAGAACUGUAAGCUUUAAUGCAGUAGCUAUUUCAGCUGCAGCUAUAAUAAAAGUGUCUUCGGGUGUAAAGGGUUAAAAGUCUUACAUAAAAGAUCACAUUUUACUUCAGCAUUUAUUCAAAUUGGCUAUCCUCAAGCAUGUCUUCGAUGGAUUUCGCAACCGAAUUUUUCAUACGAUAAUCAAUAUUGUAUUCUUAAUAUUUUACAUAAUAUUUCUCGACAUAAAAGUGGUACACAAAUUUUGAAUAAACAAAAUGCAUUAGAAACACUUCGUGAUUAUAGACCUCAAAUUGUUUUAAAAUCAUCAGCAUUAUCUCGAACACAAUAUUCGGAUUUAGCCGUACUCUUUCGCAUGAUCUAUGCACUUUUGCUUGAACCGGAUGAAUUGAAAAAAUCUGUAAAAUCACUGAACCAAUUUUUUAUGUACUAUCCGUUUCAAUUCUAA
Molecule: messenger RNA, 495 nt
Organism: Didymodactylos carnosus
Lineage: Eukaryota; Metazoa; Rotifera; Eurotatoria; Philodinida; Philodinidae
Source: the annotation of a GenBank genome assembly